Messenger RNA from Ziziphus jujuba (common jujube), 4688 nucleotides. RefSeq lists its product as uncharacterized. The transcript is spliced from 27 exons. Lineage: Eukaryota; Viridiplantae; Streptophyta; Magnoliopsida; Rosales; Rhamnaceae. The record is from RefSeq and is a predicted model, not a curated record. Bases 242 to 4261 code for a protein of 1339 amino acids.
UAUUAUUAUUAUUAUUAUUUUCUCCCAGAGAAAGAAAAGCUUUGGGUAAAGCCCUCCUGUCUCACCCCUUUCAAUUCCACCCCAAUUCGUUCUAAUGCUCUCAAAGCCCCACAAACGAAAACCCUCUCUCCCUUACUUUCUCUUUUCAAAACCCUAAUUUCAAUUUUCAAACCUUGAAUUCCAAUUUCAAUUUGCAGCCACUUCUCUCAGGCAAUUGCGGCGUGCUACCACUAGGUCGGACAUGGCUGGAGCUCCCAGAGACCAAGCACUCUCUCUCCUCGCCACGGCUAACAACCAUGGCGAUUUGGCCGUGAAGCUCUCGUCUCUGAAGCAGGCCAAAGAUAUCCUAUUGUCCGUCGAGCCGUCUUCGGCGGCCGAGCUUUUCCCCUACUUGGUUGAGCUCCAGUCCUCUCCCGAAAGCCUUGUCCGGAAAUCGCUCGUUGAGGUAGUGGAAGAGAUUGGAUUAAAAGCAAGGGAGCAUUCUUCAGUGCUAAUGCCUCUUCUAUUGACAUUCUUAAAAGAUGGUGACUCUAUUGUUGCAAAGCAGGCUAUUGUUUGCGGCACUAAUUUCUUUUGUAGUGUUUUGGAGGAGAUGGCAUUGCAGUUUCAUCGACAUGGUAAAUUGGAGAGAUGGCUCGAAGAACUUUGGUCGUGGAUGACUAAGUUCAAGGAUGCUGUGUUGGUUGUUGCAUUGGAGCCUGGUUCAGUUGGGACAAAGAUUCUGGCAUUCAAAUUUUUGGAAACAUAUGUUUUACUAUUUACUCCUGACAUCGAUGAUAGUGAAAGACCUUCUGCAGAAGAUGUUACAGGAAGCAGGAGGGCAUUUAAUGUUUCAUGGCUGGUUAGUGGUCACCCAGUUCUUGACCCAUACUUGCUUAUGUCAGAAGCAAAUAGGACUCUUGGAAUUCUAUUAAAUUUGUUGCGGACAGCUGGUAGCCUACCUGGUUCCUUGACGAUUACUAUUGUCAAUUGUCUUGCGGCCAUAGGAAGGAAGAGAUCUAAUCACUACAAUACCAUUCUCUCAGCCUUGCUUGAUUUUGAUCCAAACUUUGAAACAGUGAAAGGAUGUCAUACUGUCAGUAUUCAAUAUUCUGUGAGAACUGCCUUUUUGGGAUUCCUUCGGUGUACUAACCCAGCCUUUGUGGAGUCAAGAGAUAGGUUGCUUAGGGCUCUUCGAGCAAUGAAUGCUGGGGAUGCAGCUGAUCAGGUUAUCCGGCAAGUUGAUAAAAUGAUUAAGAAUUCUGAGCGUGCUUCUCGUGAUGCUCGGUUGGGCAAGGAUGAUCAACUGUCAAGCCAGGUACUUGCUUCAGGGGAUCUGUUUAAAAAGAGAUCCAUGCCUCUUGAUAAUGAUGCCUCAGCUAAUGCCCAUGAUGUGGCUUUUAAAAGAACUCGUUAUGGUUCAGAGGCCUAUAUGGCUUCACCAGUACAAUUUAAUGAUUUUAGGAGGGAUGAAGCUUCUGGUAAUGGGCUGUCCACUGAUUUACCAUUGUUGGAUGGUGAAUUGACUCCUGUGGAGAAGAUGAUUGCUAUGAUUGGUGCUUUACUUGCUGAAGGAGAAAGAGGUGCUGAAUCAUUGGAAAUCCUUAUUUCAAAAAUUCAUCCUGAUUUAUUGGCUGAUAUUGUCAUAACUAAUAUGCGGCAUUUGCCGAAGUCACCCCCACCCUUGGCAAGGCUUGGAAACUUGCCAGUAUCACGGCAAAUAAGUCCUUUAAGUAGUCAAGCACAAGUUAUGGUUGGACCUCCAGCAAAUUCUGUGCAAUCUCCUACUCUUUCUUCCCAGAUGCCUUUCUCUUCAGCUACUAUAACAAGUUCAGUGGUCUCUGAUACUCCUGGUGUGAAUAAUCUUCCUACUGAUUUGAAACGUGAUCCACGACGGGAUCCCCGUCGCCUGGAUCCACGGCGUGUAGCAGUACCUGCUGGACUGGCAUCAGCACCUACUGUAGAAGAUACUAAUGUUAUGCUAUCUGAAUUUGAUGGUCCUUAUUCUUUGGCUAAACCUAAUUCAGUUCCUGCUACAACAUCGGUUGAAAAUUCUCCAGUACCUCUCAUCUCUAAAAUGAAUAGUGAUGAGAUUUUUGAAAGUCCAUUAGUUUCUGGGACUGGUCAGCUAACUCCUGAGGAGGUUUUGGAAGGACCUGAGGAAAUUGCUCCCCCACAACAAUUAAAUGAGUUUUCAGAUGUCAUUGAUUCUCCUAUACGCACACCUGAUGAGGACUCAGUUGCUGUAAACUUGUCAGAUAUUCCAGUGAAAGAGGAGGCUGAUACAUCAUCUUCUCUGGAAUUUGAUCAUCAUUCUCCGGUUCUUUCGAACACAUCUGCAUCUGAAGAUACCUGUCAGGAUUUACCCCAGCUUCCAAUCUACGUUGAGCUAACCCAAGAGCAGCAGCAAGGUGUGAGAAAACUGGCAAUUGAGAGGAUUAUUGAAUCAUACAAACAUUUAUGUGUCACAGAUUAUAAUCAGAUGCGUCUAGAAUUACUUGCACGAUUGGUUGCUCAGAUUGAUGCCAAUGAUGAUGUCGUUAUGCUGCUGCAAAACCAUAUUAUCAUGGAUUACCAUGAACAGAAGGGGCAUGAGCUUGUGCUACAUGUCUUGUUCCAUCUUCAUUCUCUGACAAUCUCCGAUCCAAUUCAAAACACCUAUCCAGCUGUUGUAUAUGAAAAGUUCCUCUUGGCAGUGACCAAAUCUUUGCUGGACUCAUUUCCAGCAUCUGACAAGUCUUUCAGCAAACUUCUUGGUGAAGUCCCAAUUUUGCCUGAUUCCAUAUUGAGACUACUGGAUGAUCUUUGCUAUUCCAACGUUACUGACCAACAUGGAAAAAAUAUUCGUGAUGUUGAGCGUGUCACACAGGGCCUUGGUGCUGUGUGGAGUUUGAUUUUGGGGCGUCCCCAGUAUAGGCAAGACCUCUUAGACAUAGCUUUGAAGUGUGCUGUUCAUACCCAAGAUGAAAUUCGAGCAAAAGCUAUCCGCCUGGUGGCUAACAAACUAUUUCAGUUAAGUUACAUAUCAGAAAAUAUUGAGCAAUUUGCAACAAAUAUGUUGCAAUCUGUACAUCGCGGUGUUUCAGAUGUUGAACAUUUGCAAUAUGGGUCCACUGAGCAAAGAGCUGAAGGGGAGGUUGGAAGUCAAGAAACAUCGGUCAGUGGCUCUCAAAUUUCAGAGUCUGGAAAUUCUGAAAAUAAUUCCACAAGUCAGGCACAUCUAGUUUCACAAAGUUCAACAACCAUGUCUCUUCCUGAAGUUCAGCGAGCCAUUUCUUUAUAUUUUGCUUUAUGUACAAAGAAACCAAAUCUUCUUCAACUUGUUUUCAAUAUUUACGGACAAUCUACGAAAACUGUGAAGCAGGCUUUUCAUCGUCAUAUCCCUAUUCUUAUAAGGGCCCUAGGAUCAUCUUAUUCUGAGUUGCUUCACAUAAUAUCUGAUCCACCGCAAGGAAGUGAAAAUCUUUUGGCACUGGUACUGCAAAUAUUGACUCAAGAGACGACGCUUUCUUCUGAACUAAUAGCCACUGUGAAACAUUUAUAUGAAACUAAAUUAAAGGAUGUCUCUAUUCUCAUUCCGAUGCUGUCUUCUCUUUCCAAAAAUGAGGUUUUACCUAUAAUUCCUCGGCUUGUUGGCCUUCCUUUAGACAAGUUUCAGAUGGCACUUGCUCGCAUACUUCAGGGUUCAGCUCAUACAGGUCCAGCUUUAACACCUGCAGAAGUUUUGGUUGCUAUCCAUGGCAUUGUUCCAGAGAGAGAUGGUGUUGCACUUAAAAAGAUAACAGAGGCUUGCUCAGCUUGUUUUGAGCAACGAACAGUUUUCACACAACAGGUCUUGGCAAAGGCAUUGUCCCAAAUGAUUGACCAAACUCCACUACCACUUCUCUUUAUGAGAACAGUUAUCCAGGCAAUUGAUGCAUUUCCUUCACUGGUUGAUUUUGUUAUGGAGAUACUUUCGAAACUCGUGAGAAAACAGGUGUGGAGACUGCCAAAACUUUGGGUUGGCUUCUUGAAAUGUGUAUCUCAGACACAGCCACAUUCUUUCAAUGUGUUAUUACAGUUACCACCGCCGCAACUUGAAAGUGCCGUGGGCAAACAUCCAAACCUCAAAGUUGCCCUUGCUAAUUUUGCUAGCCAGCCAAGUGUUAAAGCUUCACUGCCUAGAUCAAUCCUCUCGAUUCUUGGUCUUACAAAUGAAAUGCAUGCACAACAAUCUCAUCUCUCCUCAUCUUUUCAUCCUUCAGACACAAGUUCAUCGGUUCAAGGAACUACACAAACAUGAAAACUAGAGAAUGUCGGGCAUUUAGAAAUUGACUAGCUGUACAUGGUAGAAACUGUGACAUUUGAUAAAUAGAAAACUGGUGGAAGGACAAAAGGCAUAUGGUGGUUGAUCACACGGGUUAUUUGUUCGCUGAUUCGAUAAAACUAUAAGAUGGAUCUUUUCCGCUCCCGCAAGCAUGGAAGAGCGAUAUAUCGAGGGAUAGCCCUCCAACAGAUACCGAUUUCUCUUUCCUUUCUACUGAGGCAGCUGCUCUGGGAUAUGUGCCAUAGUUUUCUAUUCUUUUGUUUCUAUUAUUAUGUAUGUAUUCUUCAAAUUUUGAUUUGAUUCAGUCUUGUUUCAGCUGAUAAGCUGCUUCUGGCACAUUGAGGUCAACAACAAUCCGCUAUUUGUACUAUUAUUUAGUUGUCAGAAUUUUUUGUUCUUUCUA